This is a messenger RNA of Manis javanica (Malayan pangolin), 1671 nucleotides long. The record is from RefSeq and is a predicted model, not a curated record. NCBI's taxonomy places the organism in Eukaryota, Metazoa, Chordata, Mammalia, Pholidota, Manidae.
UACAUCCCUUGCCAGGCUGAACCAGAAGCGGGAGGGAGGUCUGAACACGGCGAAGCUCUGCAGUCCGGGACCCUGACCAGUCUGGCCACCGGGACUCACCCUGCUGGCUUGGGCAGGAGGGCGGGCUCCCCUCUCAGAGUUUAAGGGAAAACAAGAUCUUGCACAAAGUACCCGGUGGCUGCCCUCCACAAGGGGAGGGUGACAUGGAGCGGGUCUGGCUGCUCAUCCUUUUUUCUGUCACAGAGCUGUCCCAAGCCCACAACACCACAGUGUUCCAGGGCACCGCAGGCCAGUCCCUGCAGGUCUCCUGCCCCUACGACUCCUUGAAGCACUUGGGGAGACGCAAAGCCUGGUGCCGCCAGCUGGAUGAUGAGGAGGGCACAUGUCAGCGAGUGGUCAGUACCCACCGCUCGUGGCUGCUGUCCUUUCUGAAGAGGCGGAAUGGGAGCACAGCCAUCACGGAUGAUGCCCUGGGUGGCAUGCUCACCAUUACACUGCGGAAUCUUCAAGCCCACGAUGCUGGCCUCUACCAGUGCCAGAGCCUCCGUGGUAGCGAGGCAGAUACCCUCCAGAAGGUCCUGGUGGAGGUGCUCGCUGACCCCCUUGAUCAUCACGAUCCGGGAGAUCUCUGGAUCUCCAAGGAGUUCGAGAGCUUCCGGGAUGCUCAGGUGGAGCACAGCAUCUCCAGGAGCCUGUCAGAAGAGGAGAGCCCCUUCCCACCCACUUCCAUCCUUCUCCUUCUGGCCUGCAUCUUUCUCAGCAAGUUACUAGUAGCCAGUGCCCUCUGGGCUGCAGCCUGGUGUGGGCAGCCACUGAGGACACCCCCAGGCAUUGGUCUGGACUGUGGCCAUGACCCAGGCUACCAGCUCCAGACCCUAACAGGGCGGAGAGAAACAUGAGAGCAGAGGACCCUGCCCAGGAGGAGAGGUGGCAGAGAUCUGCAGAGCCCCCUCCAGCCCCCCACAGCCUGCACACCUGCCUCAGCCACCAAGACUCCUGCUUGUGCUUUGGCAAAAGGCCACUUUGCCUGUACCCUGCUUCCCCUGACCCUUGGAAGGAGGUGUAUGUGUGUGCAUGUGCAUGUGCAUGUGCAUGUGUGCCUGGGAGAUGGGGAGGACAUUUGUCAUUGGACUUCUGAACAUUGGACAUUGAACACUCUUGCAAAUAAAUCCAAGACUUCAUGUUUAACUGGAUGGUUUUGGGCUUCAUGAAAGUCUUCUCUUUUGCUACAGGACUAGGAGAAUGAAUUUGGUUGAAGCAAACAUGAAAGGUCUGGCUCCUUGGUGCUGGUGUCCUAGCCUACCACUUCCAUUGCCACAGACUCCCAACCAGCCACUCUUUCUUCUCCAGAUUCAAUGACCAAAUCCUGCCUUUUCCUCUGGAAUUUUUCCCAUGUCCAGUCUUCCUCUCCUCUUCUUGUCUCCUGUCCGUCAGUCAGUUCCUUGGGAUCACUGCUGGCUCCCCCCCUCCACCUCUCCCUGCACGAGCCCAUCUGAUUCCCUGGUUCAUCCUUUGUUUCCUGAGAGCUUAGCCUUUAUCCUGUUGCUCCCCCACCAAAGAAAUGACAAGAGUUGAAUGUAGACUGCAGCAUUCCAGAGCUGGAACUACUGAACCACGAUCCUCGUUGUACAGAGGGGAAACUGAGGCUCAGAAGGGAAAGGAUUUACCCAG